Messenger RNA from Drosophila ficusphila, 398 nucleotides. RefSeq lists its product as uncharacterized. Bases 70 to 387 code for a protein of 105 amino acids. The record is from RefSeq and is a predicted model, not a curated record. Gene Ontology annotation, cellular component: BORC complex. The transcript has 3 exons. Lineage: Eukaryota; Metazoa; Arthropoda; Insecta; Diptera; Drosophilidae.
UGUUCUCUGCCUUGACUUUGUUUACAUUUUACCAGUUUAUUAACAUUUAAACAACGUAAAACCAUAAAAAUGGCCUCAGCUUCCAGUUCAAGUGCUCGGCAUUUAUUUGACGAAUCAAAGAAGCGUUUGUGUGCACGCGUGGGUGUUAAUGUAAAUAAUUUGGGAUCUGUGGCCCGACAAGUUGUCAGGGGUUCAAAAAGCAACGAGAUAAUGCAUCAAACCCUGAAGAACUUCACCCAAGUGGACGUAGUUUCGGAUUACAGCCACCAGAAUCUGCAAAAGAUGACGCUCAUAUUGCAGCACGUUGGCUACCAAUACGACGUGAUGCAGGAUAGCGUCAACCACUUGGAUUACCUCAAGGAGCAGGUCACGGCCAUGGAAAGAUGAUUGGAAGAGCA